AUGUCCGCGUUGGCCACCGAAACAACCGGCGAAGUAGUGUCGCACUGCGCAGUGGUCGCCACGGCGAGUGCAGGCAGGUGGCGCGGUCCACGGAGCGGAGGCGGGCGUCUCGGGCGAGGUGCGCUCACGCACUGCCCCAGCCCGCAAGUUAUCACGCCGCCGACGGAGAAGUCGACAGGUAGCAAGCUCGCCCGCGUUAACGGCGAAUCGGUCUAUAGCUUUGUUUGGGUCCCUGCGGUGUUGUCUCCGUGCCUUUAUUAU
This is a messenger RNA of Iphiclides podalirius (scarce swallowtail), 261 nucleotides long. Lineage: Eukaryota; Metazoa; Arthropoda; Insecta; Lepidoptera; Papilionidae. The record is from the annotation of a GenBank genome assembly.